UUGCCCGGCGUCCCCUCUGAGGUCCCCUCGGCCUAAAGCGGUAGACGGUCUAGUGUUGCGGAGACGGGGCCCCUCGCGGACGCGGAGACGCCCGAGUAGUGCGGUGUUGGCCCCACACGCAUGCGCACAGGCGCUGCACGGGGCGGGAGCGGCUGACGGAGCCCGCGUCCGCAAAGAUCAUCACUAGGAAGAACUCUGAGUGCAAUAAUGAAUACAGUGUAUGUGUGAUGAUGGCUUCCAUCUUAAGAUCACAUUGGAUAAAUGCUUCAGUGAUUCCUAAUCGAAUGAAAAUGCUUCCACAUCUUGGUGUCAUUAGAAAUAGAAUGAUGUCAACUCAUAAAUCCAAAAAGAAGAUGAGAGAAUAUUAUCAGUUGCUGAAUCUGGAUGAAGGAUGCUCUGCAGAUGAUGUCAGGGAAUCUUUUCGUAAGCUUGCCAAACAAUACCACCCAGAUGGUGGCUCUAGUACUGCUGAUUCUGCAACAUUUAUAAGGAUUGAGGAAGCUUAUAGGAGGGUGCUUUCCCAUGUGCUUGAACCAACAAAUAAAGUUGAAGAAGAAGAAGAAGAAGAAGGAAAAUUCAAGUAUAAAACACCCCAACACCGGCAUUAUUUAAGUUUUGAAGGUGUUGGUUUUGGAACCCCAAGUCAACGAGAGAAGCAAUAUAGGCAAUUUAGAGCAGACCGUGCAACUGAACAGGUGAUGGAAUACCAAAAGCAGAAAUUACAAAGCCAGUAUUUCGCUGAUAGUGUAAUCGUUAAAGAUGUAAGACAGAGUAAAGAACAAAAGAUAACUCAGGCAAUAGAGCGUUUAGUGGAGGAUCUCAUUCAGGAAUCAAUGGCGAAAGGAGACUUCGAUAACCUCAGUGGGAAAGGCAAACCUCUCAAAAAAUUUUCUGGCUGUUCAUAUAUUGAUCCCAUGACUCACAACCUGAACAGAAUAUUGAUAGAUAAUGGAUACCAACCAGAAUGGAUCUUAAUGCAAAAGGAAAUAAAGGAUACUAUUGAUCAACUCAGAGAGGCAAUUUUAGUGUCAAGGAAGAAAUUUGGGAGUCCCAUGACACCAACUGAACAGAAACAGUGGAACCAAGUUUGUGAGCAGUUUGAAGAAAACAUCAGAAAACUAAACAAGCGAGUUAAUGAUUUUAAUUUAAUUGUUCCCCUUCUGACCAAGCAAAAAGUCCAUUUUGAUGCACAGAAAGAAAUUGCCAAAGCCCAGGAGAUACAUGAGACCCUUGUAAAAACAAAAGAAGUCACAGAUAAAAACCCAAAUAACAUUGAUCAGGGAGAAGGAGAGAAAACACCUGGAGUCAAGACAGGUUUUUAUAACUGGAUGAAUGUGUGGAAAUUUAUUAAAAUAUGACCAGUGUUCACAGUACUGCCCCAAAUCAUUUUUAGUUGUACUGACAUCACACAUAGAGGCUGAGAUUUAUUGCUAUUACACAAGAGUUUGAGAACUGAGUGCCUCUGUACUUUUUCACAAAACUAAUCAUACCUCCAGUGAUGUGUGAGAAAGCUGUAAGAAACUGAGAAGAGAAUUGUUCAACCAGUCUACUCUGAGGAUACAGCAAGAAAAGAAGAGAACUUCUAAGAAAAUCCAUUUCAGAGGCUCAAUGUCAGUCACAGGUGAAAUGAGUUAGAGGAUGGGGUCUUGGAUGAGAGAUCAUAAAGGGUUUUCUGAAAGUCUUAGUGCAACUUUUUUGAACACAGGUACUUAAAUAACAAGAAUAAAAACUCAAUGUUAUUAUUAAAAGUCACAGAAGUAUGGAAUGCAGGCAAAUAACCUCCAAAUGAUGUAAGUUUCUUGCUAGUUUUCUGCAUUUAUACAUCGGAGGUUAUUAAAGCUCAAAACUGUUGUAAAACUUUUGGGAUGCUCUCUAAUGGAAAUUAGUCUACUGCAGUUACUACACUCUUGUGUUCUUAUGAAGGCCUUUUCGGUGCAUACUGAAUUUAGAAAAAAAAACAUAUCUAUCUGUGUUAUAUUUUUUCCUGUCUAACUUCAUGAUCAUUGGCUGCAGAUAUCCAUCACCCAAGCUAGUUGAUUUAGCUUUUCUAGAAAUAGACUCCAGAGUCCACUUUAAAGAGUUUGAGGGUAUUUUCUGAACUUCCAGAGUUGGAAAAAAAAAAUCCUUGGAUUUGAUGGAAACUUAAGAUUUCACUUUUGGCUUCAUCUCUAAUCAGAGAUUGAAAUAAUAGGUCUAGAUAAUUCUACCUAAAGCCUGUGUUGUGGAUCAGACUCCCCAGAGGGUUUUCCAACUAUGAAAAUUGCAGUUUACUGUAUGAGGUAUCCACUAAUAAACAAAGAUGAGAUGUCUGAAUUUUGUGCCAGUUUGCACCUUUGGCAUAUGAAAAGAUUGACAUUCAUGGGAUUAUUGUGUGCUAUCCACUUUCAGAAACAAUAGCUUUUUAGAUUUGUGUAAUUGCAUUCGUCCCAAAAUUGGGCAACUGGAAGGAUAUGGAGAGUAUCAAAAGGAGCAGAUCUUUUUUGUUAUUUAAUUGAGAGCACUGUACUAUGGAUACGGCUCAUAACUGUGGCACUUGCCACUCUGAUUUUGCAAGAAGUGUUUUUUGUAAAGUGUGCACUAGUUCAAACAAUACUACAUCUUCAAAAGGAAAUUUCGAGCCUUUCUGCUUAGGUGAUGGGGCGUUAAUUGGUAAAAUAUGUGACUUUUAUUGAUUAUCAUUUGGCUUCUACAGUGAUAGUGUAGAACAGAGUUAUGAACAGUAGAAAUACAGCUUUUUAAUUAGAGCUGUAGUUCCAAAACACUUUAGAAAGCUAUGAUUCUGUGAAUUGCGAUAAAAAUGGGAAUUAGAUGUGUGAUAUCUAAUUGCAUUGCAGCAACAUAAAUAAACGAAACCUUCAGUAUGGGAUAAUGAGAAGGUAAAGUUAACAAAAAACUAAUAAAUCCUUAAUUUCAGACAGGACAGGUGUUCUAUAUUAAUAAAGUUAGUUUUAAUAAUUACUCAGUGGUUCAUUGUUGUAUAAACAAAUAAUAAUAAUAACCAAAUUUUUGGCUGACCACCUAAAUAAGUGUAUAAAUCUUGACUGAUCAUAUCAAAACUGAUCGUGACAUAGAUUUUUUUUAAGAAGGCAAGUUCACUUAUAUAAACACAGAUUCACUUAUUUAAGUAACUAAAUACCUGGCCAGGAAAAAUAUUUUGGCCAGUUUAGUGAAGUUUCUUGACUCUGAUACUUAGUUCUCUUAUGAUGCAGCAUUGACAUUUUUUGUUAUCUUUUCACCUUCUCACUUUGUCAGUGUAAUUCUGGCGGCGGGUGGGUGGUUCAGGAGAAGGGGGAGAAAUACCUUUGAACCGAAAUCAAAGAGAGAAAGUGGGAGAAACCCGUUUAUUGCUUACAAGCAGUUGUCUACUUCUGCUUGCCCAGGUCUCUCACAACCGGUUGCAGAAAAAGGGGCCAAACCCAAGCUCUCAGGUCCAGAUAUGCCCUUGCUCCCCCAUGUAAUUACUUGUUGAUAUGGACCUGGACUACUUCUCUUCACCCCUUGGAAACACCUAUUGAUACGGAGAUGUACUAAGGCCAGGAGAGAUUCUGGAAAUAUUGCAAUUUUACCCAAAGGCAGCUUUGCAGGUGGAAUGGUAAUUUACUGAGACUUCUGAACUCAUGAACAGGCACAUACCAAAUUCUGCCUGGUUCCCGGCCUUUCCCUGGCUCCUUUUUUCAAAGUGGAGAACCAAGACCCUGAAGAUAGUACCAUGAAAUCAAGGUGGCUUUUGCCUGCCAGCAGUGUGAAAUGGCCUUUGCCCUUGUUCCAGGUGCCUGAGGCUCAGCCUCAAUAGUUUGGUACCUCAAAACUGGUUUUAAGGUCCUUGAUAGAAUGACUGCAUUACUGUUCAUUUUCUUCCUUGUGCCCCCAGGACCUAGCCCUGCUUUUUGGGUGCCCCUCCCAGAGAUAGGAGCCCCCUGUAACCCUGUCUCUAUGUCUGGGACUGUUGCUUCUUAGCAUACUUCCCUGCUACCAACUGCCUGGGUCCCCAUCACUGGAUCCCAGCCCUCUUGUGGGACAUUCCCAACAUGUCCUAACAUGUCUCAGGCAUGACUUGCUGGUCAGUUUUCCUAGAAGUACUGCCUUUCCUCUUCAACAAUGUUCUGUUCCUCCAACCUAUGUUUGUUGAAGUCCUGAAAGGGAAUCCACCAUUCCACCAUCUGGAUUCUCAGAAAUCAGUGGUUGAGGGGGCAGAAGGACCCUCAGCCCUACAUGCAACGCUCGAUACUCACUUUGCUUGGUAUUACUGCCACCACCACCCUGGCUCCAGGCAGAGGACACUGGGCCCCCUCUCCUCUGGCCUAAGGGCAGACCCACAAAUGCAACACCCGUUGUCUGGCUGAGACCAGACUGGAAUAUCAAAAUGCAACUUUCCUCAAGGCUCGGGGAUGACACAAAGGAAGGGAAGACAGCUCCUUGGAUGAAAUCAACUGGCCUGUGGUCCUCCAGUUUGUCUCUGAGCCCAGUCCCCAGCCUGCUGAGGUGUGGCAGAGUUCAGCAUUCUCUCACAUCUGGGAGACCCCUAAAUUGUUCUAAGCAUGCUUCCACUCCCCAAAUCUAGACCUGGGAAAGUACUGCCUAAGGGAUUUUCUUUCCUGCCAAGACCAAUUUCAAAUACCUGGCUGCUUCCUCAAGGACCCACAUCUUUCCUAGAUGAUAGAUGUAUGUGCUAUUCCCCAAACUCACUGACUCUGACUGAAGAUCACAACAGAGCAAAUACAUCAGACUAUACCCCAAUAAACUGGACAUGGUUGCAAGAGGGACCUGGUCACAGCUGUGGAGCAAAGGGCCUUCCUGGUGCACCUUGAGGACCUUCUUGCAAGGAGCAUAUGGUCCAGUGGCGACCCAGCCUUGGCAUUUAUAGAUGAGCUUCUGUGUUCUGUGGUUUCAGGUUUGUGGGUGAACCUGGUUCUGAGGUCUUGUCCUCUCAACCUUCCCAUUCGGCCACAGUUUACACCAUGAUUUACCCAGUUGAGUCCCACGAUUCUCAGUGAGCUUUGCUUAACUGAGGUAGUGGACCGCCCUUGUAUUUUUGGCUGCCUGUCAUCUCCCAAAUGGCCCAUAUUGAUGGUGGCAUGUGUCAUUCAUCUGGGAAGAUGUGGUUCCUAGCUCAGGAAGUCAGACCUUCAACAUUGGUCUUGUCAAGAGAGAAAAUGCCUAAUUUUCUUAAAUGUGCUCAGAAAUGGUCACAUGACCUAACUUCCACCAAUAAGACUUCUCCUUGGGAGACAGGGGUUCAGAAUGAGGCCUGGGAGGAAAUGUGUUGGCUCAUUGUACAAGUUCCACUUCACUAGUGCAGGAAGGCAGCGGCUGCCAGGUGGAACUCCUGUUACAGAACUGGAGUGGGUAUCCUUGCCAGUGGCAGUCAAGCUCCUGACUCGUAGUGCUCGGUGGUGGCCACAGCAACCGGUGUUUUUCUCACCAGGCCAAUUCUUUAGUGUGGUCUGAGGCAUUGCUCCUGGGAACUACCUUGAGCCACUUUCUCCAGCCCAUCCAAAAGGUCCAGUGUCCUUUAAGAAGUCCCUUUGCUGCUUAAUCUAGCUACAGAGUGGGGAUGGCCCUGUGCAACUAAGAACUGACUGAUACAGAUGAGAUCAUGGGACUCUCAUGGCUUUGGGGUAAACAGGAACUGCGCACUGGAUUGUAUGCACAGGGCACAUGGACUGGGGUUAAACUCACAGCUCUGCCAAUGUAUAGGUGUGUGAGCAAUUUACCAAACCUAACUGACCUACAGAUUUCUCAGGUGUAAAUAGUAAUGAUCAGCUAGUGUGUGAGGAUUCAAUGACACAUAAUAUGGAAAGAAUCCACACGUAAUGAAUGCUCCAUUCUAAGUAUUAAAUUAUGUAUGCUGUUGUGCUAAUAAAAUAAUA
This is a messenger RNA of Manis javanica (Malayan pangolin), 5870 nucleotides long. RefSeq names its product DnaJ heat shock protein family (Hsp40) member C28 (gene DNAJC28). Lineage: Eukaryota; Metazoa; Chordata; Mammalia; Pholidota; Manidae. The record is from RefSeq and is a predicted model, not a curated record.